CCGCUACCACAAAUAGGGUUUCCCCCUUGUUGAAAGCAAUUCUUCUCACAUUGGAGGGUCUCUUCCGUCGUCCCAGUUAAAUGGGCAGUCGCCUCAUCCAACUGACGGCGUUCUCUACUCCGUCUUCCCUUGUCACUUGUGAGCCUGUGCAACAGUUCAGUGCACCUCUAGCAGAUUCACGCAAAUUUCAUCCCCCGUGGCCUCCACCAAAAUCCCGUCGUCGCUUCGGAACUCAUCGACUCAAGCUAAUCUCGGCCUCCUCUACUUCUCCAUCCAGAUUUUCUACUCUUCCUCUAAGAAAAGUAAGGUGCUUUGCGACAUCCUGUUGAGGAGUUUAACAAAGCAUGGCCAGUCUAGGAGCGUUCUCUCUUUGUUUAUAGAACAAUGGUGCUGGACUCUGUUUUUUCCCGACGUAGAAACAUACCCGUUAAUUCUGGGUUCGUGCCCUUCGGGCUCAGAGAUUGCUAACGGGAAAACGGAUUUAUGGGCUAGUCAUAAAAUUGGGCUUGGAGUCGUCGUCAGCGGUGGAGGCUGCUGUGACAGAGAUGUGCAAUCGAUUUGGAGAAUUUCGCAAUGUAAGGAAUGUCGUCGAUCAGCUUAUGCCAUUUAAGAAUGUCAAUCUGUCGGAUGGAAAUAUUAUUGGAAGUUCUCAAAUGGGAACGGGAAGACUAGAAACUGAUUUUGUUAGGAAGGCGACUAAUUUGUUGAGGUUCGUUGUUGAUUCGCGCUUGUUAAAGGAGGGAAGAAUUGUCCAUUCUUGGGCUUACACUUCCGGAUUAUGCAGAAACUUGUCUGUAAGUACCGCUUUGUUAUCAAUGUAUGUGAAGCUGCGGGAUUUGCACAGUGCUGGGAAGCUGUUUGUCAAAAUGCCUGACAAGGACUGUGUUGUGUGGAACAUAAUGAUAUCUGCAUAUUCUCACAACGGGCACCCCGAGAAAUCUGUGCAGUUGUUGAGAGAGAUGUUGAAAUCAGGGACCAAAGCUGAUUUGUUCACGGCCUUGCCUGCUGCUUCCUCGAUUGGGCAGUUGAAAUCCUUGGGCUGGUGCAAAGAACUGCAUACUUACGUGACAAGAAACGAACUAGGUUACCAGGUAUCUGUUCAUAAUGCGCUCGUUGAUAUGUAUUGCGAUUGUGCUUGUAUGGACUACGCAAGGAAGGUAUUCGACUCAAUUAUAGAUAAAACAGUGGUCUCUUGGAGCACCCUGAUGAAGGGUUAUGUGAAACAUGAUCACUCUUUGGCAGCUUUAUCUCUCUUCUCUAAAAUGAACUUGGUAGGACCGCAAGUUGAUUUUAUAGCCAUCAUUAACAUCUUGCCUGCCUGUGUGAACACUGGAGCACUAGAGCAAGUGAAAUCCCUUCAUGGCUACUCAGUUAAACUUGGUCUAAACCUUUUAUCAGCUCUAAACACGGCUCUACUCACCAGCUAUGCAAAAUGUGGAUCCAUGGAUAUGGCUAGGAAGAUCUUCUUCAUCGAGGAAAAGUUCGAUAGAGACAUAAUCAUUUGGAAUUCGAUGAUUAGCUCACAUGCCAAGCACGGAGACUGGUCUCAGUGUUUUGAGUUGUACAAGCAAAUGAAGCAUUCAAAUUUAAAACCAGAUGAGUUCACGUUUCUGAGUCUACUAACAGCUUGUGUGAAUUCAGGUCUGGUUGAGGAAGGACGGGCAUUGUUCAAGGAGAUGACUGAAACCUACAAGCAAAGUCCCAGCCAAGAGCAUUAUGCUUGCAUGGUGGAUUUGUUAGGGCGUGCAGGCCUUGUGAAUGAAGCUAAGGAGCUUGUGGAGAGCAUGGCGUUCAAACCGGAUGCACGGAUUUGGGGUCCGCUGUUAAGUGCCUGUAAGUUGCACCCCAAUACUACUGAACUGGCAGAGUUUGCAGCUGAGAAUCUCAUAAUUGCAGAGCCAAGAAAUGCUGGCAAUUACAUACUGCUCUCCAACAUAUAUGCCGCUGCAGGGGAGUGGGAUGGAGUUGCUAAGAUGAGGAGUUUCCUUAGGGAUAAAGGGCUGAAGAAAACUCCUGGAUGUAGCUGGGUUGAGAUCAAUGGUCAGUCCCAUGAGUUUCGGGUUGCUGACCGGUCUCACCCAAAGGCUGAUUCCAUAUAUGGGACACUGAGCUCUCUGGAGCUAGAAAUCAAAGCUGCCAGAGACGAGUUUGGGAGGGAAGCAAAAGGCCUAGCUGUGGAUUCUGAUCUUUUCUGGUGACUUUCUUUGGCAUGGACUUUCCAGGCCUGAGGUCAGCCUUCAAUGAGUUUCCUAUUUCUCUUUCUCCUCCGCAUUCGUAUCAUUUGACCUCCCUAAUCUCAAACGUUGUUCAUUACAGUGUUCAGCUUCUCUGCGGAAGUUAAACAUCUCUUACAAGGCUCUAUUAUCUGGUGGACGAUUUCAUCUAGAAGCAAAUUAGGAAUAGUUCUUCACUCCUAUUGGUGUUAGUUGUGCAGAGUGAUUUAGUGCAUCUUCCAGUGGAAGAAGGGAUGGAAAUAUGAUCAACAAAAAUUUCAAGAAGCGAUCUUUUGAGCUGGAACCAGAGACAACUGCUUGAUUCCAUUCUACCAACUCGUGGGUUUUGCGCAUUCGCUUGGAUUGGAUGCAGCCUUUCAAGCACAGAUAGCCUUGAGCACUGACCAACUUCGAACCUGCCUGAUUCACAUUAUGGAGAACACUGGAAGCUUGCUUCUUCCUUUCGUGUACCCCGCCCGACAAACCCAAGUUCAGACAAUUUGCAAAAGCUGGACAGAUCGUUGAACGCGACUCUGACCAAUGAAGUUAGCAGGAAGGCAUGUACUUCACAAAGUACCAGCACUAAUGAGAGUGACUGCUGCAGUAGUUUCCAGGGAGAUCCCAUCUCUUAAAGCUACUGAAAACCCAUAUCUUGGUUGGUCUCGGAUGGUCCAACUCCACACUGGUCCUGUCUUUGGGCACCCAUGUUGGCUUCUUGGGAGUUGGGAAGGAUGCCCAGACCUCUCAGAAGGGUUACUUGUUGGUAACAAUGAGAGAUGACAUUUCUGCUGCAACUAGCUGUGUUGCAGCAUGAAGUCUCAGCCUCUGCGACUGAAACUGUAAUUGAAAACUGGGGUGAUCGACUGAUCAUCGUGCUUAUCAGGAAGCUUGCCAGACAGCGCCUUUGCUUGAUACUUUACAGAGGUGCCAUGGCUAUUUGUUGUCUAGACUGUUUUGCUCUUGAUGAAGCCAGGACGGUUUGAUUGAAUUAAAAUGAAAUUCAAGAGAUCCUGCUGCAUGUGCAAACCGGCGAGCACUACAAAUAGUCACUAAACUAUCUCAACCUGAAAAUCGUGGAUUCAUAUCCAGUUGGGAGGUAGUUACUCCAAAUGGUUAUUUUGUUACGACUUGGGGGAAGAAUAACAUUACUACAUCAGU
Linum trigynum is the source of this 3371-nucleotide messenger RNA. NCBI's taxonomy places the organism in Eukaryota, Viridiplantae, Streptophyta, Magnoliopsida, Malpighiales, Linaceae. The record is from the annotation of a GenBank genome assembly.